CCGCAGGGGGAGAGGGAAAGGAAGGAACAGAGUCAAAGUCCCUUCUGCUUUCCGCCGGGCCUGCUGGACCCGUCAGACCUGAUGCCCGCACCGCCGCCAUGAUGUGCGAGGUGAUGCCCACCAUCAGCGAGGAUGGCCGGCGGGGCUCGGCGCUGGGCCCGGACGAGGCGGGGGGCGAGCUGGAGCGCCUCAUGGUCACGAUGCUCACGGAGCGCGAGCGCCUGCUCGAGACGCUGCGCGAGGCACAGGACGGGCUGGCUACAGCGCAACUGCGGCUGCGCGAGCUCGGCCACGAGAAGGACUCGCUGCAGCGUCAGCUCAGCAUCGCUCUGCCCCAGGAGUUUGCGGCUCUGACGAAGGAGCUGAACUUAUGUCGGGAGCAGCUGCUGGAGAGGGAAGAAGAGAUUGCAGAGCUGAAAGCGGAGCGGAACAACACGAGGCUCCUCCUGGAACAUCUGGAGUGCCUGGUGUCCAGGCACGAGAGGUCACUGCGCAUGACCGUGGUGAAGCGCCAGGCCCAGUCCCCGGGCGGGGUCUCCUCAGAGGUGGAGGUGCUCAAGGCUCUGAAGUCCCUCUUCGAGCACCACAAGGCCCUGGAUGAGAAGGUCCGGGAACGGCUGCGGAUGGCGCUGGAGCGAGUGGCAGUGUUGGAGGAAGAGCUGGAGCUCAGCAAUCAGGAGACUCUGAACCUUCGAGAGCAGCUGUCUAGGCGACGGUCAGGGCUGGAAGAGCCGGGCAAGGAUGGGGACGGGCAGGCCCUUGCCAACGGCCUGGGACCUGGCGGGGACUCGAACCGGCGCACAGCAGAGCUGGAGGAGGCCCUGGAGCGGCAGCGUGCAGAGGUGUGCCAGCUGCGGGAGCGCCUGGCGGUGUUGUGCCGUCAGAUGAGCCAGCUGGAGGAGGAGCUGGGCACCGCUCACCGCGAGCUGGGCAAGGCCGAGGAAGCGAACUCCAAGCUGCAACGUGACCUCAAGGAGGCGCUGGCGCAGCGAGAGGAUAUGGAGGAGCGGAUCACGACGCUGGAGAAGCGCUACCUGAGCGCCCAGCGCGAGGCCACGUCUCUGCACGACGCCAACGACAAGCUGGAGAACGAGUUGGCCAGCAAGGAGUCGCUGUACCGGCAGUGGCUGGACGACGCCAAGCAGAAGCUGCAGCAGACGCUGCAAAAGGCGGAGACCUUGCCCGAGAUCGAGGCCCAGCUGGCCCAGCGCGUGGCAGCGCUCAACAAGGCUGAGGAACGCCAUGGGAACUUUGAGGAGCGGCUUCGGCAGCUGGAGGCCCAGUUGGAAGAGAAGAACCAGGAGCUGCAGCGGGCCCGGCAGCGGGAGAAAAUGAACGAUGACCACAAUAAGCGGCUGUCCGAGACAGUGGACAAGCUGCUCAGCGAGUCCAACGAGCGGUUACAGCUUCACCUCAAGGAGCGCAUGGGGGCGCUGGAAGAAAAGAACUCACUGAGCGAGGAGAUCGCCAACAUGAAGAAGCUUCAGGAUGAACUGUUGCUUAACAAGGAACAGCUCUUGGCUGAAAUGGAGCGGAUGCAGAUGGAAAUUGACCAGCUGCGGGGAAGGCCACCAUCCUCCUACUCCAGGUCUCUCCCUGGCAGUGCUCUGGAGCUCCGUUACUCCCAGGCACCCACGUUACCUUCUGGUGCCCACCUGGAUCCCUAUGCAGCUGGCAGUGGCCGGGCAGGCAAGAGGGGCCGCUGGUCAGGGGUCAAGGAUGAGUCCUCCAAGGAUUGGGAGCGGUCUGCCCCUGCAGGCUCCAUACCACCCCCAUUCCCUGGAGAGCUGGAUGGCUCAGAUGAAGAGGAGGCAGAGGGGAUGUUUGGGGCCGAGCUGCUGUCCCCCAGUGGGCAGGCUGAUGUGCAGACCCUGGCCAUCAUGCUUCAGGAACAGCUGGAGGCCAUCAACAAGGAGAUCAAGCUAAUCCAAGAGGAGAAGGACACAACAGAACAGAGAGCAGAGGAGUUGGAGAGCCGGGUUUCCAGCUCUGGCCUGGACUCACUGGGCCGCUACCGCAGCAGCUGCUCACUGCCCCCCUCCCUCACCACCUCCACCCUUGCCAGCCCUUCCCCUCCCAGCUCUGGCCAUUCAACACCCCGCCUGGCACCCCCCAGUCCUGCCCGUGAGGGCACUGACAAGACUAAUCAUGUCCCCAAGGAAGAAGCUGGUGCUCCACGAGGGGAGGGGCCAGCCAUCCCAGGAGACACCCCACCUCCCACCCCCCGCUCUGCCCGUCUUGAAAGAAUGACCCAGGCCUUGGCACUGCAGGCAGGGUCCAUGGAAGAUGGGGGACCCCCACGGGGAAGUGAGGGUACCCCAGAUUCCCUGCACAAAGCCCCCAAGAAGAAGAGCAUCAAGUCAUCUAUAGGCCGUCUCUUUGGCAAGAAAGAGAAGGGGCGGAUGGGACCCCCAGGCCGGGACAGCUCCUCUCUGGCUGGAACACCCUCAGAUGAGACACUGGCCACUGACCCUCUGGGACUAGCCAAGCUGACAGGCCCAGGAGACAAGGACCGAAGGAACAAGAGGAAGCACGAACUCCUAGAAGAGGCCUGCCGUCAGGGCCUGCCUUUUGCUGCCUGGGACGGGCCCACCGUGGUCUCCUGGCUAGAGCUGUGGGUAGGCAUGCCUGCGUGGUACGUGGCCGCCUGCCGGGCCAAUGUCAAGAGUGGGGCCAUCAUGGCCAACUUGUCGGACACGGAGAUUCAGCGCGAGAUCGGCAUCAGCAACCCGCUGCACCGACUCAAGCUGCGCCUCGCCAUCCAGGAGAUGGUCUCGCUCACCUCGCCCUCGGCCCCCGCCUCCUCCCGCACGUCCACAGGAAACGUGUGGAUGACACACGAGGAGAUGGAGUCCCUCACGGCCACGACCAAGCCUGAGACCAAGGAGAUCAGCUGGGAGCAGAUCCUGGCAUAUGGCGACAUGAACCACGAGUGGGUGGGGAACGACUGGCUGCCCAGCCUGGGGCUGCCCCAAUACCGCAGCUACUUCAUGGAGUCGCUGGUGGAUGCCCGGAUGUUAGAUCACCUUAACAAGAAGGAGCUCCGGGGCCAACUCAAGAUGGUGGACAGCUUCCACAGGGUGAGUCUGCACUAUGGGAUUAUGUGCCUGAAACGGCUCAACUAUGACCGGAAGGACCUGGAGCGGAGGCGGGAAGAGAGUCAGACCCAGAUCCGAGAUGUGAUGGUGUGGUCCAAUGAGCGGGUCAUGGGCUGGGUGUCCGGGUUGGGCCUGAAGGAAUUCGCCACGAACCUCACGGAAAGCGGGGUGCACGGGGCGCUGCUCGCUCUGGACGAGACCUUCGACUACUCCGACCUGGCCUUGCUCCUGCAGAUCCCCACGCAGAAUUCGCAGGUGAGCUGCGGCUGGGUCCGGAGCACGCCGGAGGACAGCGCCAAGUCCUUCAGCCGCUCCCCCUCCUGGAGGAAGAUGUUCCGAGAGAAGGACCUCCGAGGCGUGACCCCAGACUCGGCUGAGAUGUUGCCCCCCAACUUUCGUUCGGCUGCAGCGGGAGCCCUGGGCUCGCCGGGGCUCCCUCUCCGCAAGCUGCAGCCGGAAGGCCAGACUUCUGGGAGUUCCCGGGCAGACGGCGUUUCGGUCCGGACCUAUUCCUGCUAGUGUAGGCCUCCAGGUGACCUCCUCACUCGAACGGAAGACUCUUCAGAGGCUGGGCGGCUCCCUUUCCUGUCCAGAGUGUGGUCUCGCCGGGGAGAGCGGGCGGGGAACUCGCGCCGCGGACUGGACCAUCUGUGCAGACCAGCGGGAGCGCGUGUGCCCGCCCCACGCUCGGACGGGCCUGGACCAAACCACAUGAACUGGACUGAGGGGGGGAAGAAGAGGGCCGGGAGGAGCCCGCCCCGAACGUCCGCCUUCCUUUUCUCUACUUUGUAAUUUAUUGAUCAGUUUCCGGCGGGAGACGGGCGCCCUUUACCCGCGGGAAGGGGGCGGGGCUUCCCUCCCGGGCCGCAUGCGGGGAGAGGCUGCCCCCGCCCCUCUUUCCUGCCCAGUCGCGGGGCCCAAGUCUUCCUUCUUCGUCCGAAAGGAGGGGAGGGGGGGACUCGCUGCUACAAGCCUCGCCCCCGUGCCACUCAGCCCCGCCCCGCCGCGUGCGGGCGGGGUCCCCUCUCCCUCCCCCGUGUCUCGUGUCCCCGGGGCCUCCCCGCUCCCCGUGCUGUGGCCGUGUCCGUGCCCCGGGGGUAGGGGGCGCAGAACUGCGCUCCCCCUUCCCCUCCGGCUCCGGGGUUUGCAUGGGAGAAUCCUCUUUCCACGAUGCCACUGGGCGACGUGGUGUGGGGGAGGGGGGACGCGGGGGAGCCUUUGCCCCCGACUCUCGGUCGGCCUCCCCGCCCCAGGCGUCACUCAGUGAUCACGGGUAAAGAGAACUGUUUCAAAAAGCU
Messenger RNA from Carlito syrichta (Philippine tarsier), 4396 nucleotides. It is a transcript of the gene PPFIA3, whose product is annotated as PTPRF interacting protein alpha 3. Gene Ontology annotation, molecular function: protein binding. The transcript has 29 exons. Bases 99 to 3617 code for a protein of 1172 amino acids. Gene Ontology annotation, biological process: synapse organization. Gene Ontology annotation, cellular component: presynaptic active zone. The record is from RefSeq and is a predicted model, not a curated record. NCBI's taxonomy places the organism in Eukaryota, Metazoa, Chordata, Mammalia, Primates, Tarsiidae.